This is a messenger RNA of Archocentrus centrarchus (flier cichlid), 471 nucleotides long. RefSeq names its product galanin/GMAP prepropeptide (gene gal). The record is from RefSeq and is a predicted model, not a curated record. Gene Ontology annotation, molecular function: neuropeptide hormone activity; galanin receptor binding. Gene Ontology annotation, cellular component: secretory granule; extracellular region. Gene Ontology annotation, biological process: neuropeptide signaling pathway. The transcript is spliced from 6 exons. Lineage: Eukaryota; Metazoa; Chordata; Actinopteri; Cichliformes; Cichlidae. The coding region runs from base 1 to 429 and encodes 142 amino acids.
AUGCAGAGGUGCUUUGGGAUUUUUUGCAUGUCGCUCAUUUUUUGCGCAACUCUUUCUGAGACCAUCGGGCUGGUCGUUGCGGCAAAGGAAAAGCGUGGCUGGACACUGAACAGUGCUGGCUACCUGUUAGGGCCCCGUCGUAUUGAUCACCUAAUUCAGAUAAAGGAUUCUUCCAGUGCCAGAGGCAGAGACGAGCUGGUCACUCAAUAUGGAAUAGAUGGACACAGGACACUAGGAGACAAGCCGGGUCUGGCUGGAAAGAGGGACAUGGGCCAGGAGGAGGACUUCAGAACAGGUGCCCUGAGAAUAGCAGAUGAAGAGAUUAUCCACACUGUCAUUGACUUCCUGUCAUACCUCAAACUUAAAGAGAUGGGAGCUUUGGACAGCCUGCCUCCCUCUGUCACAUCAGAUGAACUGGCUAAUCCCUGAUGCUUUUCUAUCCUUAUCAUCAGUGUUGUGUUUCAACUCACC